AAAAAACACACAAAAAGAACUACAGAACAAAAUUCUAGGUUUCCACCCUGUUCAAACACCAACUACCCACCAUGUCUUCCAAUCUUCAUUGCUCAAAUUGGAUCCACUGGAAUCUAACUCGACCCGGGUCCGACAAAUUGGGCAAUUGGGUACUUUCCCGAUCCAAGAAUCCACACAUUUCAUAUGAAACAAGUGAUUGCAAGCUGGCAACUUUCUACACCGUUCAUCUUCCUUGAAGCUGUCCAAACAAAUCGCACAAUCCUUGGCCAUCAGGCCAGAGGAGGAGGAGUAGCUGAGGCAGGGCAGGCGGUCCAUCAGAUCCGGUGCGGAAUUGGGCGGAGACCCUUCAGCGGCUCUCCCGGGAUGUCGCUCUCGGCGACGGCGGCGGCGGCGGAAGGCGGUGGUGGUGAGGAGAAAGUGGAUGAGGAUGACGGCGGCGAAUCCGAGGAAGAUGAGAAAGAGGGAGAGAAUAAAAGCCAUGACGGCGCAUUUCAAGAACACGAAAAGGAUCUUUCUUGGGGUGGAGAUUGCGUUUGGCUUAGGCGGCCGCUCUUGUGCCAGGUCAUCUCGGUUGAUGGGAAUUCCGUGGCGGCGGCGAUGCGGCGGAUCUGGAUCGCUGUAAGGAACGAUUGGCAUGUGGGUUGUGGCGGCGGCGGAUCAAGAUUGAACGGCGAUGUGGGUCACGGGGAGGAGAGGAACGGAGCUUUUUGAAGGGAUAAGAGAAUAUGGCGGUGUUGAAGAUAUUUUCC
Cuscuta epithymum is the source of this 749-nucleotide messenger RNA. Lineage: Eukaryota; Viridiplantae; Streptophyta; Magnoliopsida; Solanales; Convolvulaceae. The record is from the annotation of a GenBank genome assembly.